AUGCCGGCCGCUGAACGCCGUCGAGAAUUCAGCGAGGAAAAAGCGACACUACUGAAGCGGUACCGGACCGGAGUGGAGGAUUCACCCCGGCGAGCGGACUUCCUGAAAUCUCUGGACCUGCGUGUCCUGCGGACAUUCGUUCUUUAUCUGAUAUGCGGGCAACGCGACGAAAAUGGCCCCAAUGUCUGCUCGCUAGUCGGCAUUGCCAUUGGGGCAGCCAUGGAGAUCGGUCUGCACUGUGAUGGAAGCACGUUGAACCUGCCUUCAUUCGAGACAGAAAUGCGACGCCGGCUCUGGUGGCAGAUUUACACACUGGAUGUGAACACAGCCAAGGACAACAAUUCGGAGCCAACUAUUCUCGACUCCUCUUUUACCACUGCAUUACCAUUAAAUGUCAACGGCACCAAUCUCGAUCCCAACAUGGGCGAGCUGCCACCCAGCCAAGCCAGGCAGACAGAGAUGUUGUUCAGUCUGGUUCGGUUCGCAGUGAGCCGGUUUGUGCGACGAGUUGUGUUCUCUGACAGCUUCUGUCAUAAAAGUUCAUAUCCAAUCCUCAGCGUCUCGGAGAAAUGCAAGGCGAUCGAUCAGUUUAAAGAGGGAAUUGAGAACCAGUACUUGUCGCACUGCGACAAAAACAUCGCUCUUGUUUUCGUUAUGGCCGCAUCUAACCGUUUGAUUCUCGUCAAGCUAAAAUCGACUUUGUGCAAGCCACAAUCAGACCAUGAUCUUGGCUCGCUCCUUCAGGCAAACUACCAAAAGGUUUGCGAGGAGAUCCUCCAGCAUGCGCACACCAUGCAACAGUACGAAAGAGGCAAGCAAAGGCUCUGGCUCUCUCAGACCUAUUUCGAAUGGGAUGCUCUGGCGUGUUUUCUUCUGAGUCUUUGUAUAGCACCACCCCCGGAGCCAUCCAGUGCCGCUUGGAGGGCGAUUGAUGAGAUCUACAACUACUGGAAAAACGAUCCUGACACCAAUCAAGAUUGUCGCUGGAAACAUAUUGAGGAGCUGCGAUGGAAGGCUUUGACCGUACGCGACCGGAUGCAAAUUGCGCUACAAACACCAGAGUUUUCUGGUCCGGAGUUGGUUGUCCACUCGUCUGAAGUCUCACCGGCUAUUUCAAACCAUGAAACUAGUAUGAGGCCUGGUCAACUGCCUUCCUCGAGAGGUUGUAGUCCGGCAUCGACUACCCCUUUUAUGCGACAUAUCCAAACAACAGAAGCUAACCUCCCAACCAACCAAUUUCAUUCCUCGAUAUUUACUGACACAGCCACUACGAUGGCUAGCACCCAGUCAGAGCAUGAGGAUGUCUCCAUAGGAACGGAGCUACCGGGAACAGGCACAGCUUGUGAGUGGAGUGCUGAACUCUUUGGACGAUACUGGGAUAUUGCUAGGUCAGGACAAGUUAAUUAUAUCGAAACUACCAAAAUCCCAAGACCUUCGUUGCUGCUGUGA
Messenger RNA from Aspergillus ruber CBS 135680, 1449 nucleotides. RefSeq names its product fungal specific transcription factor domain-containing protein. Gene Ontology annotation, molecular function: zinc ion binding; DNA binding. The record is from RefSeq and is a predicted model, not a curated record. Gene Ontology annotation, biological process: DNA-templated transcription. NCBI's taxonomy places the organism in Eukaryota, Fungi, Ascomycota, Eurotiomycetes, Eurotiales, Aspergillaceae. The coding region runs from base 1 to 1449 and encodes 482 amino acids. The transcript has 4 exons.